This is a messenger RNA of Trichomycterus rosablanca, 844 nucleotides long. Its product is annotated as phosphatidylethanolamine-binding protein 4. NCBI's taxonomy places the organism in Eukaryota, Metazoa, Chordata, Actinopteri, Siluriformes, Trichomycteridae. The transcript has 7 exons. Bases 65 to 655 code for a protein of 196 amino acids. The record is from RefSeq and is a predicted model, not a curated record.
UUUAUGGACGGAGCAGGGUGACCAGAGACGUUCGGCUUUUUUUCAAGGUGUGAAGACGGUUGAGAUGAAGUUUCGCGCGUUUUCUCGGCUCGUGGUCGCGUGCGUUGUCGCGUGCCAGCACGUGCAGAAGAGUGAAGCCCAACGGCUGACUGAAGAAGACGAAGCUUUCUGCAAUGGAGAGUUAGAGUUAAGUUAUCCGGGUGUGGACAUUGGUUCCUGCAUGAUCCUCCCUCAGAAGGUCAGGGCAAAGAUCAGUCAGGAAUGGGGAGCUCCGCAAGUACGACUGGCCUCGGCUAACAAGCAGAAGAAGUACACACUGAUGAUGGUGGACCCUGAUGCCCCCAGCCGUACCAAUCCCACCCGAGCAUACUGGAGGCACUGGUUACUGGUUGACAUAGAGGGGAGCACACUGGUGGCAGGAAAGAUAAAAGGCACCAUACUUUCAGACUACACUUGCCCCACACCACCUCAGCAUACUGGCUUUCACCGUUACCAGUUCCUUGUGUAUGAGCAGCCCACAGGCCAGGCGCUUUCUCUUACUGAAGAGGAACUGAGCUCACUUGGUAAAUGGGAUCCACAAGCAUUUGUGAAGAAGUUUGGACUUAUCAGCCCUGUGGCUUCGCUCCAGUUCCUUACCCAAAACUAUAAGGAUUAGAUGACCCACCUGUUAAGCAACUAGUCUACAUAUCCUAAACAAUACAAAUACCAACAGUAUUUUUGUUCUUUAAUUAUUGAAUAGUAACAUAUCUGCAUUGCACCUAUAGUGAAUACUUUGUCAUUUUAUUUCUGUCUAAUUGGCCGUUUCUGAAGCCCCCAAACCCCUGUAAUAAAAUACCUACUGUUA